Molecule: messenger RNA, 1493 nt
Organism: Glossina fuscipes
Lineage: Eukaryota; Metazoa; Arthropoda; Insecta; Diptera; Glossinidae
Product: serine protease inhibitor 42Dd-like
Exons: 3
Coding region: 68-1414 (448 amino acids)
Molecular function (GO): serine-type endopeptidase inhibitor activity
Source: RefSeq, a predicted model, not a curated record
CAGCGAUCAGUUUACUAGACGAGCUUGACGGCGUAGAAAAAAACUUUUUUAUUAUAAUCAUUAAAUAAUGCAACGGAAAAUUUUGUUGCUUUUUACGUUUUACAGCAUUUGUUGCACAAUAGGGCAAUGUGAUGUCAAUAGACCAAUUAAUAGUCGUAAUCCCCACCGCACGAACUUCCAACCAAGUUCCUAUACAUAUCCCGAUAACGACAAUCCAAUACCAUUUGAGAUAGCAAAUGGUGCAUCCGUACUACCAUUACCCUCAUCAGCGUCAUCACCAGCUUCAUCACAAUCGUCGCUUACGAAACAGCUAAAUAGGGUACCGUUUAGUACGAAAUUAUUUCAGAUACUCUCACAGUGGGCAUUGCAAGAGAAUUUAGUUUUCUCACCGAUAUCUCUGAAAGCUCUCUUGUCUUUCGUUUAUACAGUAUCGAAAGGUAAAUUGGCUGAUGAGUUGCGUUCCAUACUGAAUGUUCCGCUUAAUACAACACGUGUGGCUUGGAAUUUUGAAAACUUAUUAAAUUCAUUCGAAAACAACCAAGCGAUUCGUUUAGUUAUGGCCAACAAUUUGUAUUAUGGUAAACAGUAUGGCCCAAUAGCAGAUGAGAUAGAGGAUUUAGCUCGCAGUUCAUUUGGGCUUGAUUUGAACCGUUUGGAUUUUUCUAUGAACUAUCAGGCUGCUAAUGUCAUAAACUCUUGGGUGGCAAAGAAAACGGAGGGGCUUAUUCAAAACAUUGUCGCCGGCAGCUCAUUCAAUGCGGAAACUAAAGCGGUUCUCAUUAAUGCGAUUUACUUUAAGGGCGAAUGGGAAAUCGAAUUUUCGGAAGAUGACACGAAAAAAGAGAAGUUCUAUAAACUUAAUCAACAAGAGAUUCUAGUUGAUAUGAUGUGCGCUGAGGAUAUUUUCCGUUAUGGUCAUUUCGAUGAACUCAAGGCCUCGGUCUUGGAAUUACCCUAUAAAGGUUCCGAUAUUACGAUGUUAAUAUUACUGCCAGAUCAAAGGAAUGGUCUCCGUGAUUUAGAGCAAAAACUUCAUCAAGUCAAUUUACAUAAUCUAACUGAACAACUUAAACGAGAAGAAGUCACUGUACGACUACCCAAGUUUAAUAUUGAGUACUCGCAUAAUAUGAUCAAACCCCUGCAACAAAUGGGCUUAGUAUCGCUAUUCAAUGAAGACUCAGAAAUGAAAAUUUUCAAGGAUCAAAAUACGCCCUUAUUUGUCGAUCAAAUUCAGCAUAAAGCAUUUAUUCGGGUCAAUGAAGCAGGCACCGAAGCGGCGGCAUCUUCUUUUCUGAAAAUUACACCACUAUCGCUACCUGUACGCAUGGUUCACUUUGCAGCCGAUCACCCAUUUGUGUUUGUAAUAAUUAAUAGCAAUGUCAUCUUCUUCAUGGGACAUGUUGUGGAACCUUAAAAUCAUUUCAAAUUGAACUAACUCUCUUAGAGGAAAUUUUUUAAAUAAAUUCGUUUCGGUUUCACGACAAGCAUCAAAA